Anarrhichthys ocellatus (wolf-eel) is the source of this 3833-nucleotide messenger RNA. RefSeq names its product inositol-tetrakisphosphate 1-kinase b (gene itpk1b). The record is from RefSeq and is a predicted model, not a curated record. Gene Ontology annotation, molecular function: inositol-3,4,5,6-tetrakisphosphate 1-kinase activity; ATP binding; inositol-1,3,4-trisphosphate 6-kinase activity. Lineage: Eukaryota; Metazoa; Chordata; Actinopteri; Perciformes; Anarhichadidae. The transcript is spliced from 11 exons. Gene Ontology annotation, cellular component: cytoplasm. Gene Ontology annotation, biological process: inositol trisphosphate metabolic process. The coding region runs from base 360 to 1583 and encodes 407 amino acids.
CUCCUAAAUGAAUCGAUGAUUAAAGCACAGCUUCACGUGAAAUUAGAAGAGACUGCGAUUCGAUAAUGCUAAUUUCCGAGGGGCUCCUGACGGCAGCAUCAAUCUCCUGGCUCCUGGGUGUGAGCAGUUCAAUCUACAGACUGAAGAAGGAACAUCUCAACGUGAGUCCGGCUGUCAUCUGUCACCUCGUUUGAAAACUCCUUCUCCACCGGACGGGACGACAAUGGGAAGCUGUCCGAGCUAGUUUUCUGAAGAGGACACACAUUCAAAGGGGGGGGGGGGGAAGCUGUGGUAAAAUCGCAGGUCGAGUCUUCAGUCACACCGUUCACCUUAGGAGAAGGACCAGGAGCACAGUGGAGAUGCAGACGUUCCUGAAAGGCCGGAGAGUCGGCUACUGGCUCAGCGAGAAGAAGAUGAAGAAGCUGAAUUUUCAAGCAUUUGCUGAUCUCUGCAGGAAAAGAGGAAUAGAAGUUGUUCAGCUGGACCUCAGCCAGCCUCUGGAGGAGCAGGGUCCUCUGGACGUUAUCAUCCACAAACUGACUGACCUCAUCCUGGAGGCUGACCAGAAUGACUCUCAGGCUGUGCUGCUGGUGCAAAGAGUACAGGACUACAUCGAUGCCCACCCUGAGACCAUCGUCCUGGACCCCCUCCCAGCCAUCCGAACCCUGCUGGACCGCUGCAAGUCCUACCAACUCAUCCACAGGAUAGAGAGCUGUAUGCAAGAUGUAAGGAUUUGCUCUCCUCCAUUCAUGGUCCUGAACACAGAGUGCAGCCCAGAUGUGCUGGAGCAUAUCAAGAGGCAAGGACUCACAUUCCCCUUCAUUUGCAAAACACGGGUGGCUCAUGGAACCAACUCCCAUGAGAUGGCCAUAAUCUUCAGUGAAGAGGACCUGAAGGACGUGAAGCCUCCUUGUGUGAUCCAGAGCUUCAUCAACCACAACGCAGUGCUCUACAAGGUGUUUGUGGUCGGAGACUCUUACACCGUGGUGGAGAGACCUUCACUGAAGAACUUCCCUGCUGGACCGGCAGACAGGAAAGCAAUUUUCUUCAACAGCCACAAUGUUUCAAAACCAGAGUCGUCCUCCGACUUGACCACGAGAGAGAACGUAGAGGGAGUAUCUCAGCCACCCAGCGAUGACGUCAUCAGGGAGUUGUCCAGGUCAUUGCGGCAGGCGCUGGGCGUGUCCCUGUUUGGCAUCGACGUCAUCAUCAACAACCAAACGGGCCAACAUGCCGUCAUUGACAUCAAUGCAUUCCCUGGUUAUGAGGGCGUCCCGGAGUUUUUCAAUGACCUCCUGAACCACAUCACCAGCGUGCUUCAGAGCCACAACCCAGACUUCGCCCCCGCCAGCGAGCAGCCCAAUAGCCUGCCGGUGAGCACCACGGUACCCAACGCCGCCCCGCCGCCGGCCCCCGGCUGCUGCAGCAUGCUGGGAAAAGAGGCCAGCGGCAGCCCCUGGAUCGUAGAGGGCGACGGCGGGCUGAAGGGCCCCCGUCAGAGACUGGGCUGCAACUCCGCCAUGUCCCCCAACUUCCAGCAGCACUGUGUCUCCACAAUAGCUACCAAGGCUUCCUCCCAGUGACUGAUUCCCUGCCCCCACUCCGUUUGAUCCCAGAACAAAAAAAAACGGAUGACAAUGGUGACAAUAAUAAUGAAUAAUAAUCAUAAUAAUUAUGAUGUUAAUGAUGAUAAUAUAUCUAAUCAAAAAACAAACCUUUUCCGAUAUAGUUAUUGAAAAUGAUGGUGAUUGAGUGUACGCUUUUUUCUCUCUGCCUUUUUGUAUUUUUUGUUUUGUCUACUGAGGUUUAACAGUACUGUAAUGUGAACUUUUGGGAACUUUUGCCUAAUAGCUGAUUUUAUUUUUCUCUCUUGUGUGAGUUCUCUGUAAUGAAAGGGUCCAGAUGAGGGAGCUAAUGGCAAUGGCUGAAUCAGGACUGGAGAAAGAUGUGCCACUAGACGUGCAAUGUAUGAUCCCUUGUAUCUCUCACACACACACGCACACAUUAACGCACUCACACAUACACAUAGGUACGUUUACAUUGCGACGGACCGUGCCAGUGAUGUGUGUUUGUAUUCUGAUCAAUACCACUGACUCCUCUGCACAAAGUGACGGGAAGAGCCGGUGGCUGGGCAUUUGAACACUACUCCACUGAUCCCGGGCUGCUAUGUGAGCGUGGCCAACUGACGUCGGCAGAGGACAUAAAAGAGUCUGAACAUGAAUGACGAGAUAGUUUUGGGGUUUUGUUAGUUUACACAAACGGGUAAGUCGUAUACUUCUCCGAGUGCCAUCAAAUUUACUUCAAGUGUAGGAAGGUUCAAAGAAGGAAGUAAAUCUCCAUGACCAUGUGACCAAGUUUUAUUUUUUGAUUGUCGCACCAAUGUUUGUCGGUCUUUGGGUGUUUUACCGUAUGUCAGAUAUCGGGUGUUCAACAAACAAACCGCGUUCUUGUUAGAGUACCAGUCUUGAGUUGCUCCGGUGCAGGAAGACGAGGAUCACAUUCCUUUUCCCGCUUGUGGUUUUCAGAGAAUUCCGUAAUGUUUCAUAAUUCCAGUGGGAUCUUGUGAGAUUCCUCUCAUCACUUCGUGGGUUUGUAAUCUCUGUAAACGGACACAGUUCUCCACAUGUCUCCAAUGCUUGUAUCUAAUGUGAGCAAACUACUCUCCUGAAGCCAACUUGACCUGUCAAAAAAACAAAAAAAACGUGGGGCUGCUGUGUUAAUAAGAUAAUUGUUAAUCAAAGAAUCAAUUAUUCCACUAAAAUCAAGGUAAAAUGUGUCUUUGAAUAUCUAAUUAUUGGGUAUUAUUUUGAUAUCAUUAAAUGACAAUUCUAGCUGAUUAAGGAAUUUGUUUAGCUUUGUUGUGUCUAUCAUUUGAUUUAGUUUCACUCUAACAGCACUUUCUUACAAAAUGUAGUGAAGAAACCUUCAGUCCAGUCGGUUCAUUUGCUUCAUGCUUAAAUUCUCUGACCCGUCUCCUGUUCCAGCUGCUGUAUUUGUGUCGGAUGUUCAAAUCAUUCUGAGGGGAAGUGAGGGAGAGACGGUGCGGAUCUUGUUCCCAAUGUUCACUGUGAGAUUUUUUUUUUACUCCAAUUUUGUUAAUAUCUUUGUCCUGAUAUCUACUAAGAGCAACUUUAUUUUAUUGAGAUUUUAUGGGGAAAAGGUUUUAUAUAAAUGAAAUGAAAGCACUGGGAUGUUUUUGAACAAACGGUGGAUAUUUUACUAGAGGUAUAGUAAAAUGCUGGGUCGGGUUGUACCGGUGGUGUCAAAGGCACAGAUAGGCUCGUGGUUGAAUGCUGUUGUCUCCCUCUAGCAUCUAGUGGGAAGGAGUGCCAACCUGCAGAUGUUUGCGUUCCCCUGAGCCUGCUUCUUCUCUUGUCCCAGAGAGCUCCUUCCAGCUGUUUCCUUUCCUCCAUCAGUAUCCGAGGGAGCCAGCCGACUGUCCUCUUGCUCGCCCUGUGAUCCUAAAUGAUAGUGUCAGCGCAGCCAUCUCACCAGCAUCUCUCUGGGACAAAAGAAUACCAGCGGUGUUCUGAAAGUUGGCCUUCACUGAACACAUUGUGAGAAAUAUUCCCACAAUGCAGUUGGUUGUCCCUGUCUUAAUCUCCCACAACUUGAGCGUGUUGUGAAGCAACUGUAAAAGGUAAUGCAGCAGAUUCAGGGGAACUUUUCACAUCCUUCCCCCCCAGAUUCAUCAUCUAGAAGAAGGGGCGACGCUUUGAGCGCGCGUCCCUGUUAAGGCUGGAAAGGCUGAUAUCUGUGUACGCCACUAUAUCUUGUGUCCUAUGUUGUGUUCCUUAUUGUGCUUCUAAAUGGGAAAUAAAUGGUUAAUCCUA